GCACGUACAACGUAGGCUACAAUAGGCACGUAACGUAGUCGCUUAUUAAACCGAAAACUUUCCUGGUUAUCGGUUCUCUGGCUAGGAUACCCGACAGUUUCGCCGUUAAGCCCAUUGCCAUUUUGCUCAACUAUGUCCGCUAUUAUUAGAAGAAUCAUCAACACCAAGAAAGCUCCGGCGGCUAUUGGACCUUACAGCCAGGCCGUGGUGGUGGACUGCACGGUGUACAUCUCUGGCCAGCUAGGGAUGGAUCCAGUCUCUGGCCAGCUGGUAGCGGGAGGAGUGCAAGCCCAGACCAAACAAGCUCUCAUAAACAUGGGCGAGAUUCUGAAGGAGGCUGGGUGUGGAUAUGCAAAUGUUGUGAAAACCACAGUUCUUCUGGCAGACAUCAAUGACUUUGUCAGUGUUAAUGAUGUCUACAAAGAGUUCUUCCAGAAAAGCUUUCCUGCACGAGCAGCCUACCAGGUUUCCGCACUUCCUAGAGCUGGACUAGUUGAGAUCGAAGCUGUGGCCGUCCUUGGCCCCAUCACAGAUGCCUGAAAAGCCUUACAGACCACGCGCUCUUUAACUGGACAGAAAUCAACACUACCAAACAUGUGCCUUGAAGAUUCCGCUCGUGCACAACGUUCAUAUUCCUCGUUGUGGAGGAUAUUCUAUUAACUCCAUGUAAAUGCAGAUUAAUUAUGUUCUAAUCUUAAAGGGAUUGGAGUGUGGGGUUUGAUUAGGCCAUGUAGGGCUGUCCAGGACGCUGCUGGGAACUGCACCUCCCUCCCUCGUCACCAGGCUGCUUUCACUUGCCUCAUUAACUCUUAAUGAGCUGCGUUUGGGGCCGCUCUCCUGAUAGCUGCGGCCUGUUUUGUUUUCCUCCGCUUCAUAUUUCAGCAUUGUGCUGAGUGGCUGAUCGUCCCUGAGGAUAUCUGCAGCUCCUCUCUGUACUAACUCAUGGAUGGCUUAGCUUAGCUUAGUUAAAUUUUAGCUUACCUUACGAUGAAAUUUGUAUUCACAUUCUCAUUCUCAAAUCACAGAAUACUACUGGCUGUAAAAUAAUCAACUGUCCUGUCUGAAUUUGUUUACUUGAUCAUUUUGCUCAGAUUUACUUUUGACUGAUGAAUUGGUACUAUGUAGAAACAUUGCACUAUUUUCAUUGAAUAUGAAUAUGUACAAUUGAAAUAAAAUCAUGAGUCUUA
Alosa sapidissima (American shad) is the source of this 1187-nucleotide messenger RNA. Its product is annotated as 2-iminobutanoate/2-iminopropanoate deaminase-like. Gene Ontology annotation, cellular component: cytosol. The transcript is spliced from 6 exons. Gene Ontology annotation, molecular function: deaminase activity. Bases 133 to 540 code for a protein of 135 amino acids. The record is from RefSeq and is a predicted model, not a curated record. Lineage: Eukaryota; Metazoa; Chordata; Actinopteri; Clupeiformes; Clupeidae.